GAUCCUCCUCAUCCCUCCGCUCUCAGCAUCAUGAAGACUCUCUGCUUCUCUCUGGGACUGCUGCUGCUUGCAGCCUGCUGCUGUGAUGCCAUCCCGAAAGGCGUCAAGUUCAGCACAGCUCCUGGAACCUGCUGCUUCAACUUUAAAAUAAAUGCAAUACCGGUGAAGUUGGUGUCCUUCAUCACCCAGACGCACAGCUCCUGUCCCAAGAAGGCAUACAUAGUCCACACUGUCAAAGGAAAAAAGAUCUGCUACACUCAGAGCUUCCAGUGGGCUCAGGACAUGUAUCGGCUCCACAACACUGAAGGCAGCAGCUAGCCACCACCAAGAUCGUCAGCUAUCGGC
This is a messenger RNA of Neolamprologus brichardi, 345 nucleotides long. RefSeq names its product monocyte chemotactic protein 1B-like. Gene Ontology annotation, biological process: immune response. The record is from RefSeq and is a predicted model, not a curated record. Gene Ontology annotation, molecular function: chemokine activity. NCBI's taxonomy places the organism in Eukaryota, Metazoa, Chordata, Actinopteri, Cichliformes, Cichlidae. Gene Ontology annotation, cellular component: extracellular region.